Chelmon rostratus (copperband butterflyfish) is the source of this 3095-nucleotide messenger RNA. RefSeq lists its product as uncharacterized. Gene Ontology annotation, molecular function: catalytic activity. The record is from RefSeq and is a predicted model, not a curated record. The transcript has 6 exons. The coding region runs from base 1012 to 2196 and encodes 394 amino acids. NCBI's taxonomy places the organism in Eukaryota, Metazoa, Chordata, Actinopteri, Chaetodontiformes, Chaetodontidae.
UAGGAGGCAGCAGAGGCUGCCAUACUGUCAGCACCGCCAUAACACACCUGUACUACAUACUCUGAUGUCACCAAUAACAUGAUUUAGAGUCAACACAGAACACGAAAAAGGGGCAAAUCUUACAAAACAAGCUAAUAAAAAAAAAUUCACACUGUUGUGUAACGAACACAUGCGGAAGGUUAACUUUUCAGUCCCAUCACAACAUAAACGCUUUUCGCAGUUAGGUUUCACUCAUUAUGUGAUUAAUAGGCCUUUUUCACAGCAUACAUGUUGACAGGUCAUAACAGAACACGCACAGGUGUAUUUAAUUAUCUUAUGAGGGCUCAGUUCACGUAAGUAACCCAGUGAGCCAGCACACUCAACAGAAACGCUUUGAACGUGGUAAACCUGAAUGGUAUGCAGCCCUUCUUGAUGUGUUUAGGCCCACCUGUAGAUUUUCCACCAUGUUAAAAUGUGUGCUGUGAAAAUGAUUGCUUUCCCAAUGAAGGCUGCUCCUAUUAUUUUCAUUUUAUGAUCGAUUAAUUAUAAGCAAAACAUGAUCAUGUUUGAAGCAUUGUUUUGCCCUUUGCUUAAUAAAUUAAUAUAGCAAGUCAUCAGUAUAGGUUUUGACUAAUUUUCAAUAGAUUAGUCAUUUCAGAACUAGUCUGAAUUGUUUUUGCAGUGUAGAAAUUUGUUGUUAAUGCAUGGAAAUGAAGCGAAACCCCUCAGAAACAAUUACACCUCUAAGAUGCGUUCCUUAUGUUUGAUCUGCUUUGCCCUGCUGGCUCACUGCGUGUCGCUCACAAUCAGAAGUCCUAAAAUCUAACUGUGAGAUAAAAUGGAAAAUAACUUCACAGAGGUAGUUAAAACGUGGUUCCCCUCCCUUGCGCACACUGCACUCUGUGAUAAUUUGUUUUGGGUGUAGCAAAGUAGAAAGGGCUGCCUGAGACAAAUUGCCUUUUUUUUUUCCUCACUUCACUGGGUUUUGUUAGCCGUCCCUCCUCCUUCGAAUAGCCUGUGCGAACGAGGUUAAUGCAUCCAGUAGCUUUGUUUUGCUUGCUGUUGUCUUGGAUGCAGUCGCCUCUGGCUGCGGUUGACAGUUGGAUUCCCUGGGAUGACCCCAACAAUGUCAGGUCAACUGCCUGCUGCAACCUCAAGCCACAAUCACUGGCACACACACACACUUAUAAACACACACUGAGACAGAGCGAGAGCCAAGGCCCUCACCUCAGCCCACGCCAUCUCUUUCAUUGUUUCGCUGUCUGUCACUGUUUCUGUUAUCAAGUCUGUCCACAUAAAACGAUUUACAUUCCAUCUCCAUCCCUCCUAUUGUGGGGUUUCAACUUAAUGUCUCUGAGUGGGCCUCUCUCUAAGUGUUGUGGUCCAUGUUGGUUUCUGUCUGUGCAUCUUGAUCAUCCUCUGUCAUUAGCUGCGGGACAGACUGUGGUCACAGUGCGCAGGGGGUCUGUGGUUACCGUGGGGAUAAACCGCCCAGAGGUGCGUAAUGCGGUGAACCAGGAGACGGCGAGGCGUCUGCUCGAAGACCUGGAGGCCUUCGACAGUGACCCGGACUUGAACGUGGCUGUCCUGCAUGGGAAAGGAGGGAAUUUCUGCGCUGGUUAUGAUCUGAAAGAGCUGGCCAAUCACACAGCCUCCCUCAAAUUGGAGCAAGAUGUCACCAAGGGUCCCGGUCCGCUGGGUCCAUCCCGGUUGGAGCUGUCAAAGCCGCUGAUAGCAGCAGUCAGUGGCUUUGCUGUGGCUGGAGGGCUGGAGCUGGCUCUGCUGGCAGAUCUGAGAGUGGUGGAGGAGAGCGCCAUCAUGGGGGUGUUCUGUCGCAGGUUUGGAGUUCCCCUGAUUGAUGGAGGCACGGUGCGGCUCCCUCGUCUCAUCGGUCUGUCUCGAGCCCUCGACCUGAUUCUGACUGGACGGCCAAUCGGAGCACAGGAGGCUCUCGCCUACGGACUGGCUAACAGAGUUGUUCCUGAUGGCCAAGCUUUACAGGAAGCUCUGCAGCUAGCGGAGCAGAUCAGCUCCUUCCCUCAGCAGUGUCUGCGGGCCGACCGCUCCUCAGCCAUGCACAGCUGCUACGACGCUCCCUCCUUCACGCAGGCCAUGCAGUACGAGGUGGACUACGGACUUCCUGUCAUCCAAUCAGAAUCUGUUGCUGGGGCAACCAGGUUCACCACUGGAGCAGGGAGAGGAGGAAAAUUCUCCUAGAAUUUAGUUUGCAGAGGCCUCGUGAAUUGUGAUUUUCAGGUGAUCUAUUGCAUCUCGCUGCACCCAUUUUGAAGGACAACGGUUACAUUUCAAACAUGCAGUAGAUUUCAGACCCUUCAACAGUGCUGAGCAAACCUAGUCAGUUUCUGUUUAGAAUAUGUUGCUUCCAGUUGAUUUUGUAUUCAGAAAAUGAGAGCUCAUUACCGAACCGUGACCUGUAAGCUAUGCAUCACACUUCCCUCAUUUCAGAAGUAGAUAACAGUGACUCGCAGUUGUGUAAAAUACAAGACCUAAGUUGACUUUUUUUGAAGUAGUGCAACUGCAAAGCCUUUAUUCUGCAAUAUAGUGCACUGUGUAAUGCUCACUUUAUCCCCCCUGUUGUAAUUUUAGCUUUAAUUGUUAUUGUUUAGGUUUGGUGUGACGACUGUGAGCAACACACAUUUUUUACACAUCCAGAUUUUGGAGGCAAUACCACAAAGAUUAAGACACAGAAGUAAAGUUAGUCUAAUGUGUAUUUUAGAGUCACAGUUUGCCUUUGAUGUGCUGCACCCUUUUCCUCCCGACGUUCAGUCCCCAAGCGCCACAUUUCAUGUAGCAGCGUGUACACAGCUGUUUUCAAAUGAAGGCCGUUUGGACUCCGAUGGUUGGGAGGGAAUGCUGCUCCGCAUAAAGUAUAGACUGGGGCUUUAACUUUCAUUUUCUUGAUGCGAAACACACACACACACACACACACACACACACACACACACACACACACACGCACACACAAACAAAGCUCAAGCCAUCUUCUCUAAAACGUUCACCCAAGCUGAUUAAAGCAAACCAGUGUUUUGUUUUUCAUUUGAACAUCAGCCUAUUAGUCAGAUGUUCUUGUUUGUGAAUUAUAAAUAUAUGUGUUG